Molecule: messenger RNA, 1450 nt
Organism: Neolamprologus brichardi
Lineage: Eukaryota; Metazoa; Chordata; Actinopteri; Cichliformes; Cichlidae
Source: RefSeq, a predicted model, not a curated record
AUUACCGUGAAGGGUAUGAUAUGGCCCAGCCCUACUCUCAGGUGAAGCCUUCUCACAUCACUCUAAAGCCAUUGUGUCUGCUCUCAAUACAACCACUGUGGAAAGAGACAGUCCUCCACAAGGUGUCAUAUUGCAUCCUCUCCUUUGUUGUUGUGGGUUUGGUUACAUGACUGGCUCCUCCCCAGCCAGGACAGCUGAUCCUUUACAGCCGGACUCACCUGUGAAAGCUGCUCCAGCAACAACAAUCACUCUCACCAUCAGCGACGAGAAGAGACCAACUGAACAACUGAUCUCCAGUGGACACCAUGGCCUCUGCUCUCUCUGUGCGCUCAGUGCGGCAGCCCUCCUUCUCCAACAUCUCUGUGAGGGGCAGUGGACGCAGCAUCCGCUCCAAACCCUCUGUCUCCAAUCUUUCCUCGAUCGCCACUAUGUCACGCUCCCUCUCUCUGGGCAAUGGCCUCAAUGUGCUGGGCUCCAGCCUCUCCAUCAACGGCCUCAGCAUCAGCGAGAAGGAGACCAUGCAGGGCCUGAACGACAGGCUGGCCAACUACCUGGACAAGGUGCGGUCGCUGGAGAAAUCCAAUGCUGAGCUGGAAGUGAAGAUCAAGCAGCUUAUGGUGGACAGAGCUCCAAAAGGGUACGACAUUGAGGGGAUGAUGGCACAGGCCCAUGCCAUUGGACAGGAGGUGAGAAGGAAGACACUGGAGAAUGCCCGUAUAAUGCUGGAGAUUGAUAAUGCCAAGCUGGCGGCUGAUGACUUCAGGGUCAAAUGGGAGGCAGAGGCCACCUUGUGCCAGUCAGUGGAGAGGGACUGUCAGGCUCUGAGGAGAGCAAAGUCAGACCACGACCAGAUCAUCGCCACUCUCCGAGGAGACCUGGACAGCCUGAAGGAGGAGCUCUACUUCCUCAAGAAGAAUCACCAGGAGGAAAUGAACUCCCUGAAGGCCCGUCUGGACAAUGAGCAGGUGAACGUGGAGGUGGAUGCGGCUCAAAGUCCUGAUCUUGGGGCCAUCUUGGCUGAACUCAGGGUCCAAUAUGAGGGCAUUGUUCGCAAGAACAAGGAGGAGGCCGAGUCUUGGUACCUGAAGAAGUUAGAGGCAGUACAGUCGGAGGUCAAAGAAAGCAACGAGGCUUUGCGUUGUGCCCAAAGUGAGCUCAGUGAGAGGCGGCGUUUCCUUCAGGCUCUAGAAGUUGAGCUUGAGAGCGUUCGUAAACAGGUUAGCGUGUUAGAGGGAAACCUUGGAGAAUCGGGACACAAGUACUCUGUGGACAUGGACCGUCUUCAGGCCAUUCUGACACAGCUGGAGGAUGAGCUGUCUCAGCUGCGUUUGGACAUGCAGCGCAACAAGACUGACUACGAACAGCUACUACGCAUCAAGCAGAACCUGGAGAUGGAGAUCGCCACUUACAGGAGGCUGCUGGAAGGAGAGGAUGUGUAAGCAAGUAGAAA